Molecule: messenger RNA, 1694 nt
Organism: Ylistrum balloti
Lineage: Eukaryota; Metazoa; Mollusca; Bivalvia; Pectinida; Pectinidae
Product: nucleotide exchange factor SIL1-like
Exons: 10
Coding region: 178-1587 (469 amino acids)
Source: RefSeq, a predicted model, not a curated record
UAAAUAUUCUCAUUUAAGAUGGUCAAUUUUAAGUUACUUCCAAGGAGACUUAUUUGUUAACAAUGCGGAUGAAAUGACAACCGACAUAUCUUGCAGCGAAGUAGAUUGGUUCAUGAGUGUACUCGGCACAUGCGGUUAUGAUUAGUCAGACGGGAUAAAGAAGCUGGACGCUACAAUAUGGUACCAUUAAUACAGGGAGUGAGGCUGCUGAACUUUGUCAGUGUGCUGUUGUUUCUUGUCUGCUGCUACCACAUGAUGGCCAACACGCAGAAAGUGCCACCUGGUGGCGACAAGGUCAGAAACGGUGGAGCACUCACGCUGGUACCCCAAGACCUGAAUGAUGAGGAUGCUGAUGUUGCUGUGGAAGGUAGUGAGGAAUUAGAAGAAGGUGUAUCAAAUAUGGAUGUGUUCUAUCCAACAAAGGAAUGGAAAACGGUCAAGAAAGGUCAGUCAGUCCCAGCAGGCCUCCAUGUCCGCAUGAAUUUAGAGACAGGUGACCGAGAGGCAAAGCUGAUGGAGGGGGACACAGAAAGCAAAUACUGGAAAUCAGGUGACAGAGAAGGUAUGUUAAAUCCAAAUGAGAAGUCGUUUACUCCUCAGCAACUCAAAGAGGCAUUGAAGGAAUUCAAAACAACAAAGUUAGACGAGCAGGAUAACACAGAGAGAGAGAAAGAAGUACUGAAGUCAUUUAGGAAGUAUGAAGAACUGAAAAAGGAGCUUACAGAUAUGAAUACUGAGAUUAAGACCGAUGGGGAGAUAGUUACAGACUUGUUUCAUAGACUCAACUCUACAGACCUUGAUGGUGCACAGAAAAAACAUCUCUUAGAUGAUCUGGAAUUUUAUUUACACCAGAUUGAUAAUGCCCAGAUAUUCUGUAACCUUGGAGGAAUGAAACUGUUGAUGAAGGGACUAAAUGAUAGUCUGGCACUCACUAGGGAACAGUCAGCAUUUGUCAUUGGCUCAGCUGUACAGAGUAAUCCUGAGGUACAGGUCAAGGCUCUGGAGGCAGGAAUCUUGCCCCAGCUGAUCCGUCUAUUGUCCAUGGAGCCAGAGGAAAAGGUUUUACCACGCAUUCUCUACGCCCUGUCCUCUCUUAUCCGGCACUUUCCCUAUGCACAAAAACGCCUUCUUGAUCUGGGAGGCCUUGCUGCAUUGAAGGGCAUGCUUUCUAGCACCAAGGAUUUCACCUAUCUACAGAUCAAAGUCAUCACUCUGCUUCAAGAUCUCAUUGUAGAAAAGGAUUUUGCAAUAUCCAUGGAAGAAAAUACAGAAAAAGUCAAACAGUAUAAAAUGGUACACCUCCGUGAAGCAAUAAAGGAACAGGGCCUGUGUUCAUGGUUACCACGCCUUUUAGAGGCUCCAGACCACGAUAGUCGGGAGAAAGUACUACAGGCAAUGCUGACCCUGAAAGAUACCUGUCGGGAGAAUAUUAUAACAGCUAAUUCUAUCCUACAAAAUCUCCUCCAGGAGUACACUAGUUUAGCAGCAGGAGAGACUGAACAAGACGAUCAGUAUUUUACAGGAAUAGCACAAUAUAUUACUCAAAUCAUUUCAUCAUCAAUCACAGAUUCCAAAGAUGAACUCUAAUGCGCUUCUGGUUUAUUAAACAUUUUUGAUAUUCUUUCUUACAAUUUAUUAUUUUCUUCAGUUGAAGUACAUAUCAUAAUUUUAUUAAUUAAAUUUUCUUUAAAUUA